AUGACUUCUCUAAGCUUUUUUCCAAUGUUGUCAUUCCUGUUUUUCCUUAUUUUUUCGUUCUCGUGGGUAACUUCAGCUCACACUCACGAGAGUUUUCUUCAAUGCCUUGAUUCCCAAAACUCCCACUCCAUUUCUAAGCUCAUUUACACCCCAAUCAACUCCUCAUAUUCAUCAAUCUUGCAGUUUUCUAUUCAAAAUCUCAGGUUCAACACAAGUUCCACCCCAAAACCUCUAGUUAUUGUUACUCCCACCAACAUAUCCCACAUUCAAGCUGCCAUUAUUUGUUCCCAGAAGCAUGGCAUGCAAAUAAGAAUUCGAAGUGGUGGCCAUGAUUAUGAAGGUCUUUCUUAUGUUUCUACGUUCUCAUUUGUGGUAAUUGAUCUAAUCAAUCUUCGAACAAUCAACGUUGACGCGGAGAAUAAAACUGCAUGGGUUCAAUCUGGGGCGACAAUAGGCGAGGUUUACUAUAGAAUUGCUGAGAAAAGCAGAACUCUUGCUUUCCCAGCAAGUGUUUGCCCUACUGUAGGUGUUGGUGGACACUUCAGUGGAGGAGGGUAUGGCAUGUUGAUGCGUAAUUAUGGCCUUGCCGCAGAUCACAUAAUUGAUGCACAAUUAGUUGAUGUUAAAGGUAGAAUUCUCGACAGAGAAUCAAUGGGAGAAGAUCUAUUUUGGGCCAUCCGAGGUGGUGGAGGAAAUACUUUUGGUGUGGUUAUUGCUUGGAAAAUAAGUCUAGUCUCAGCUCCACCUACUGUGACUGUUUUCAAUGUUCAAAGAACACUGGAACAAAAUGCUUCCAAGCUUGUCCAUCGGUGGCAGUUCGUAGCGGAUAAGCUUCAUGAAGAUCUCUUCAUCAGAAUUAUUCUGAAUAGAGUCAAUUCCACUGAAGAAGGAAAGUCCAACACAACAAUACAAGCCUCAUUCAAUUCAUUGUUUCUUGGUGGGAUUGAUAGGCUUCUUCCAUUGAUACAAGACAGCUUUCCCGAGCUCGGUUUGGUAAAAGAAGAUUGCAUUGAAAUGAGUUGGAUUCAGUCUGUCCUCUACUUCGACGGAUUCCCAAGCAACUCAUCCUUGGAUGUUUUGCUUGAUAGAACUCCUUCAACUAGAAGGAAUUUCAAAGCGAAAUCAGACUACGUCAAGGAACCUAUACCCGAACUUGGAUUGGAGGGGAUAUGGGAAAGGUUCUUCGACAAAGACAUCAACACACCAAUACUGAUCUUCAGCCCUUACGGAGGAAAAAUGAGUGAGAUUUCAGAGUCUAGCAUCCCAUUUCCACAUAGAGCAGGGAACAUAUACAAGAUUCAACACCUAAUAUAUUGGGAUGAAGAGGGGAUUGUGGCAACUAAGAGGCAUAUAAGCUGGAUCAGAAGACUCUACAGUUACUUGGCCCCUUAUGUUUCAAAAACUCCUAGAGCUGCUUAUGUCAAUUACAGAGAUCUUGACAUAGGGAUAAAUAAUCAUGCAGGCAACACAAGUUAUAGACAAGCAAGCAUCUGGGGCCUCAAAUAUUUCAAGAAUAAUUUUGACAGAUUGGUACAUGUGAAGACUGCUGUUGAUCCUGCUAAUUUCUUCAGAAAUGAACAAAGUAUCCCACCUCUAUCUUCUUGGUGA
Messenger RNA from Populus nigra (black poplar), 1608 nucleotides. Its product is annotated as tetrahydroberberine oxidase-like. Gene Ontology annotation, molecular function: FAD binding; oxidoreductase activity. The record is from RefSeq and is a predicted model, not a curated record. The transcript has a single exon. The coding region runs from base 1 to 1608 and encodes 535 amino acids. NCBI's taxonomy places the organism in Eukaryota, Viridiplantae, Streptophyta, Magnoliopsida, Malpighiales, Salicaceae.